This is a messenger RNA of Lontra canadensis (Northern American river otter), 4678 nucleotides long. It is a transcript of the gene POLA1, whose product is annotated as DNA polymerase alpha 1, catalytic subunit. Gene Ontology annotation, cellular component: alpha DNA polymerase:primase complex. Bases 99 to 4502 code for a protein of 1467 amino acids. The record is from RefSeq and is a predicted model, not a curated record. Gene Ontology annotation, molecular function: DNA replication origin binding; single-stranded DNA binding; purine nucleotide binding. Gene Ontology annotation, biological process: leading strand elongation; DNA replication; lagging strand elongation. Lineage: Eukaryota; Metazoa; Chordata; Mammalia; Carnivora; Mustelidae. The transcript has 37 exons.
AGCCUCCCGAGCCUCUGAUUGGCUUUCAGCCUGGCGCCUGUCUCGGCCCCCGCGCCAGUUUCGGGCUGGUUGGCGCGGAAUCGGGAUACUUCAGGACCAUGGCGCCGGUGCACGGCGAAGACUGCGACACGGGGUCGAGCGCUGUGUCAGAUUCAGGGAGUUUUGUAGCUUCUCGAUCCAGGCGAGAAAAGAAAUCAAAGAGGGGGCAGCAAGAAGCUCUAGAAAGACUGAAAAGGGCUAAAGCUGGUGAGAAGUAUAAAUAUGAAGUUGAGGACUUCACAAGUGUUUAUGAAGAAGUUGAUGAAGAACAGUAUUCGAAGCUGGUUCAGGCUCGCCAGGAUGACGACUGGAUCGUGGAUGAUGAUGGUAUCGGCUAUGUGGAAGAUGGCCGAGAGAUUUUUGAUGAUGACCUUGAAGACGAUGCCCUUGAUUUUCAUGAGAAAGGAAAAGAUGAUAAAGCACGUACCAAAGACAGGAGGAAUGUAAAGAAGGCUGUGGUGACAAAACCAAACAAUAUCAAGUCAAUGUUCAUUGCUAGUGCUGGGAAGAAGACUGCAGAUAAAGUGGUAGAUUUGUCCAAGGAUGAUCUGCUAGGUGACAUUCUACAAGAUCUGAACACUGAGAAACCUCAGAUAUCUCCACCACCUGUAAUGAUACCAAAGAAAAAAAGAUCCAUUGGAGCUUUACUGAAUCCUUUCUCUGUGCACACCCCCAAGGUAGUUCCUUCAGGAAAAACAGCUUCCCCUGUCUUAAGGAAGGAGCCUCCAUUAACUUCAGUUCCCCUUAAAUGUGCUGAAUUUACUGGAGAGCCAGUGCCAGCGUUGUGUGUAGAUGACAAGGAGGACUCAGGAGCAAUGGAUUUUGAAGACGGUGACUUUGAUGAGCCCAUGGAGGCUGAGGAAGUGGAUGUGGAGCCUGUGGCUGUCAAGACUUGGCACCAAGAGAGUGAGCCAGCAGAGGGGGUGAAGCAUGAGGCAGAUCCUGGGAAAGGGACCACGUCCUACUUGGGAAGUUUUCUCCCAGAUGUUUCUUGUUGGGACAUUGAUCAGGAAGAUGACAGCAGUUUCUCAGCCCAGGAAGUCCAAGUGGAUUCCAGUCACCUCCCACUGGUAAAAGGGACAGAUGAGGAGCAAGUGUUUCAGUUUUAUUGGCUGGAUGCUUAUGAAGAUCAGUACAAUCAACCAGGUGUGGUUUUCCUGUUUGGCAAAGUUUGGAUUGAAUCUGCCAAAACCCAUGUGAGCUGUUGUGUCAUGGUGAAAAACAUCGAGCGAACACUUUACUUCCUUCCCCGAGAAAUGAAAAUUGAUCUAAGUAGAGGAAAAGAGACAGAAAUUCCAGUCACAAUGAAGGAUGUUUAUGAUGAAUUUGAUGAGAAAAUAGCAGCAAAAUACAAAAUCAUGAAGUUCAAGUCCAAGCCAGUGGAAAAGAACUAUGCUUUUGAGAUACCUGAUGUUCCAGAAAAAUCUGAGUACUUGGAAGUUAGAUACUCGGCUGAAAUGCCACAGCUUCCUCAGGAUUUGAAAGGAGAAACUUUUUCUCAUGUAUUUGGGACCAACUCAUCCAGCCUGGAAUUGUUCUUGAUGAGCAGAAAGAUCAGAGGACCUUGUUGGCUCGAAGUGAAAAAUCCACAGCUCUUGAAUCAGCCAGUCAGUUGGUGUAAAGUUGAGGCAAUGGCUCUGAAACCAGACCUGGUGAAUGUGAUUAAAGAUGUUGGUCCUCCUCCACUCGUGGUCAUGUCUUUCAGCAUGAAGACGAUGCAGAAUGCAAAGACACAUCAAAAUGAGAUUAUUGCUGUGGCAGCUUUGGUCCAUCACAGCUUUGCAUUAGAUAAAGCACCCCCACAGCCUCCCUUCCAGUCACAUUUCUGUGUUGUGUCUAAACCGAAGGACUGUAUUUUUCCAUAUACUUUCAAAGAAUACAUUAAGGAAAAGAAUGUGAAGGUUGAGAUCGCUGCAACAGAAAGAACAUUGCUAGGUUUUUUCCUCGCCAAAGUUCACAAAAUUGAUCCUGAUAUCAUUGUGGGUCAUAAUAUUUAUGGAUUUGAACUGGAAGUGCUCCUGCAGAGAAUUAAUGUGUGCAAAGUUCCUCAUUGGUCCAAGAUAGGUCGACUGAAGCGAUCCAACAUGCCAAAGCUUGGGGGCAGGAGUGGAUUUGGUGAAAGAAAUGCUACCUGUGGCCGAAUGAUCUGUGAUGUGGAAAUUUCAGCAAAGGAAUUGAUUCGCUGUAAAAGCUACCAUUUGUCUGAACUUGUUCAACAGAUUCUGAGAACUGAAAGAAUUGAAAUCCCAAUGGAGAAUGUACGAAAUAUGUACAGUGAAUCUUCUCAUCUGUUGUACCUGUUGGAACAUACCUGGAAAGAUGCCAGGUUCAUUUUGCAGAUCAUGUGUGAGCUAAAUGUUCUUCCAUUAGCAUUGCAGAUCACUAACAUCGCUGGGAACAUUAUGUCUAGGACGCUGAUGGGUGGACGAUCCGAGCGUAAUGAGUUCUUGUUGCUUCAUGCAUUUUAUGAAAACAACUAUAUUGUGCCUGACAAGCAGAUUUUCAGAAAGCCUCAGCAAAAACUGGGAGAUGAAGAUGAAGACAUAGAUGGAGAUGCCAAUAAAUACAAGAAAGGACGUAAGAAAGCAGCUUAUGCUGGAGGCUUGGUAUUGGACCCCAAAGCUGGUUUUUAUGAUAAGUUUAUUUUGCUCCUGGACUUCAACAGUUUGUAUCCUUCCAUCAUUCAAGAGUUCAACAUUUGUUUUACAACAGUGCAAAGAGUUGCUUCAGAGACACAGAAAAUUACAGAGGAUGGAGAACAAGAACAGAUUCCUGAGCUGCCAGACCCAAACUUAGAAAUGGGCAUUUUGCCCAGAGAGAUCCGGAAGCUGGUAGAGAGGAGAAAACAAGUCAAACAACUAAUGAAACAGCAAGACUUAAAUCCAGACCUUGUUCUUCAGUAUGACAUUCGACAGAAGGCUUUGAAGCUCACAGCAAACAGUAUGUAUGGCUGCCUGGGAUUUUCCUACAGCAGAUUUUACGCCAAACCACUGGCUGCUUUGGUGACAUACAAAGGAAGGGAGAUUUUGAUGCAUACGAAGGAGAUGGUACAGAAGAUGAAUCUUGAAGUUAUUUAUGGAGAUACAGAUUCAAUUAUGAUAAACACCAACAGCACUGAUCUGGAAGAAGUAUAUAAAUUGGGAAACAAGGUAAAAAGUGAAGUGAACAAGUUGUACAAACUGCUUGAAAUAGACAUUGAUGGUGUUUUCAAGUCUCUGCUACUGCUGAAGAAAAAGAAGUAUGGCGCUCUGGUUGUUGAGCCAACGUCAGAUGGGAAUUACUCCACCAAACAGGAGCUGAAAGGGUUAGAUAUAGUUAGAAGAGAUUGGUGUGAUCUUGCUAAAGAGACUGGAAACUUUGUCAUUGGCCAGAUUCUUUCUGAUCAAAGCCGAGACACUAUAGUGGAAAACAUUCAGAAGAGGUUAAUAGAAAUUGGAGAAAAUGUGCUAAAUGGCAGUGUCCCAGCGAGCCAGUUUGAAAUUAACAAGGCAUUGACAAAGGAUCCCCAGGAUUAUCCUGAUAAAAAAAGCCUACCUCAUGUACAUGUUGCCCUCUGGAUGAAUUCUCAAGGAGGCAGAAAGGUGAAAGCUGGAGAUACCGUGUCGUAUGUCAUCUGUCAGGAUGGGUCAAACCUCACUGCAGGUCAGAGGGCCUAUGCACCUGAGCAGCUACAGAAACAGGACAAUUUAACUAUUGACACCCAGUACUACCUGGCUCAGCAGAUCCACCCAGUCGUGGCUCGGAUCUGUGAGCCAAUAGAUGGAAUUGAUGCUGUCCUCAUUGCAACAUGGUUAGGACUCGACCCCACCCAGUUUAGAGUUCAUCAUUAUCAUAAGGAUGAGGAGAAUGAUGCCCUACUUGGUGGCCCAGCACAGCUCACUGAUGAGGAGAAAUACAGGGACUGUGAAAAAUUCAAGUGCCCAUGCCCCACAUGUGGAACAGAGAAUAUUUACGACAGUGUCUUAGAUGGUUCGGGAACUGAUAUGGAGCCCAGCUUGUAUCGCUGUAGUAAUAUUGAUUGUAAGACUUCACCUUUGACCUUUGUGGUACAGAUGAGCAACAAAUUGAUCAUGGACAUGAGACGUUGCAUUAAAAAAUACUAUGAAGGCUGGUUGAUUUGUGAGGAGCCAACCUGUCGAAAUCGAACUAGGCGCCUUCCCCUUCAGUUCUCCCGAAAUGGGCCUCUUUGCCAAGUCUGCAUGAAAGCUACACUUCGGCCAGAGUAUUCUGACAAGUCCCUGUACACCCAGCUGUGCUUUUACCGGUACAUUUUUGAUGCGGACUGUGCACUGGAGAAACUUAUUACCGAUCAUGAGAAAGAUAAGUGGAAGAAGUUUUUUACCCCCAAAGUUCGUCAGGACUACCAAAAACUCAAGAACACUGCAGAGCAGUUCUUGGCCCGAAGUAGCUACUCGGAAGUGAACCUCAGCAAACUCUUCGCUGACUGCGCCGUGAGGCCUUGAGGGCGCCCCAGAAGGGGCAGCCUGGGGGGGUGAAGACGGACACCCGGCUUCCUGGCCACUGCACCACCUCCGCCGGACCCUCCUGCUUCUCGGCCAUCACGUCUCCUGUAGGACCACCGCGUCUCCUGUUUGUGCGCAUGGGGCUUGGGAGGGGCAUUACUGACGGGGACUGGGAG